This is a messenger RNA of Fraxinus pennsylvanica, 432 nucleotides long. The record is from the annotation of a GenBank genome assembly. NCBI's taxonomy places the organism in Eukaryota, Viridiplantae, Streptophyta, Magnoliopsida, Lamiales, Oleaceae.
AUGUAUCCAGAACAGAACACAGCAUCUCCAAAAUUGAAACUGGCUGUAUCUUUGAAUGGAACUGCUAAAGAAGGUGCAAUUGGACCACCUCUCGGUCUUAUUGACAUAGGAGAAAGUGAUGGUGGCUACCUUUUCCGCGUUGCCCUUCCCGGUGUUAAGAGUAGUAACAGUAAUCUGAAGUGCAAUAUACAUUCGGAUGGAAGUGUACGCAUAGAGGGAGUGGUAGCAGAUGCUCAAAUUUUGAAAAAUGAAUCUGAGGAAUUUGAAUUGAAACUACAUCAGCUCUGCCCAGCAGGCCCUUUCACCAUAUCUUUCAAUUUGCCUGGACCAGUGGAUCCCAGAUUAUUUUCGCCAAGUUUUCGACCAGAUGGUAUACUGGAGGUUGUGGUGCUAAAACCAAGAGCUCCUCGUGUUUCUACCGAAGGUGCUUGA